Pseudozyma hubeiensis SY62 is the source of this 4899-nucleotide messenger RNA. RefSeq names its product DNA repair protein rad5. The transcript has a single exon. Bases 1 to 4899 code for a protein of 1632 amino acids. The record is from RefSeq and is a predicted model, not a curated record. Gene Ontology annotation, molecular function: ATP-dependent chromatin remodeler activity; ATP binding. Lineage: Eukaryota; Fungi; Basidiomycota; Ustilaginomycetes; Ustilaginales; Ustilaginaceae.
AUGAAAGAGGAUCGUGGCUCCGACACGCUCGAGGAGAUCGACGACCCAUCCGAGCUUCUCUCUAGACCGCUCGAGCCCGUCCCGCUCGUGCGGCCGCCUUCGCCCUUAUCUCCGAACGUGGUCGAAAAGAAACGUGUCCUUCCGCCCGGAUAUUCCUCCUCCUCGACAGGCGCAAGCCCUUCGAGCAGCGCAGCUUCACGGAUAUGGACGCCAAGCGCUCGCAGCGUGCCAGUCGCAUCGUCAUCUGGAUCGUCGGCAGGAUACGGCUUGGUCAUUGGAGGCAGUGGUGCCCGCGUGCCCACACAGUUCCUGGAUGAAAGCGGCGGCUUUUCCAGACCGGCCCCGUCAACUGGUAUUCAGCAAGUUGCGACUCAGAGCGCAGCCGUACCAUCCAUGCCUGGUGCUUUUCCUCUGUCAAGCUCUGCCGGUCCGUCGUCCGAGGCUCACCCGCCACGGCAACAAUCGAUGCAACAAGCUCGGGCUGUCGUCGAUCUGACGCUGGAUAGUGACGAUGACGACGAGAAACCGGCUACAAGCCGAGCACCUAUCCCAUCGUACGAUCCAACAGCGUCGUCCGAAGGGCCUUCGCGAAUCCUCCUCCCGCAAGGCAAUGGUACAAUAAGCCGUGCAGACCAGACCGUGUCCGUCGUCGAUGACGACGAAGACGAAGACGAGCCAGUCAUCGUCUCGCACAAGCUCGCCUCGCCAAAAGCCGAGGAUUUCGAGAUCGAUCACGUGAAAUCGAAUGCGAUCGUCUGCGCAGGCAUGAUCAAUGCGGUCGUACUCUGCAUGCAAGGCCUUCCGCCAUCUCUAACUUACAACGGCGUCAUCGGCCAGGAUCCACCAGCGGAUCCAAAUUUUAGUCGCCAAAGUUGGCCAAGAGCCUCUCGAUUCUGGAUCGAAGACGGCUACCGGCCACUCAUGCUCAACAUGACGAAUCCGACAAACUUACCCGCAUCUAAUCGGGCACUGCCCGGUGGUUGGACCUUCACUGCUCCACCGCCUCAACGCGCAGACAUCACUGUCAGUGCAGUGGUGCCUCCCCGCGCCAGAUUUCCUCAACUUUCGAUUGAGGAAGCGAACCAGUACGGCCCUGCAGCGGAGCACUCUUUCGGUGCGCUAGCCGACAAGUACAAAGAUUCCAUGGAGCCUCUGCUGAGGCAGAACAAGAUGCGCUGCGAGGCGCGCUGUCGUAUGGUCCCGAUCGGUCGAGCGCAGAACUUCCUGCAUUACCUCGAAAUCCUUGUGUUCGCUCGUCGGACUGAUCUCGCGCUCGUCUCGGACCGUCUGUCGUCGCACGGCAUUCAGCUCGAGCAUCCGCCCUCGUACCAUCCCGAGGACUACCCAACCGAGCCGCAGUACGAGAAUCCGCACAAUCCGCCCGCUGGAGGUAUGCGCAACGAUGCCAUGCUCGGCAUGUACAACGGUAUCCACCGCGGCGCGGGUAUGGGCACAAUCAUUCAGAAUCGCGAGCUCUCGGAGAAGGAGAAAAAGGCUCAGGUCGAUGCUGUGUACGCCAGUCUUCGCAGCGGUGAGGAGUUGCCAGCCAUUGAGCCAGCCGAGGUCAUCGCAACGCCACUGCUUGAACACCAGAAGCAAGCACUCAGUUUCUUGAUCAAUCGAGAGAAGGAUCGACGCUGGCCAGAGCUGCUGCUGAAACCGGCGAUCACCGUGGAAGACGGGUCAGAGGAGCCGGCUGAAUCGGUCAAGGAUGUGAAGCCUGAAUCGGUCAGGGACGAGAAGCCAGGAUCGGUCAAGGCUGAGACCUCCGCGAGCAACGGCACGGGGGGACACGCCAACAGCAAAGGCGGGAGCAAGAGUGAAAAGGAGGAAGAGGUUGACGAAGACUCCAUUUCCCUCUGGAAGGUGCGCAAGGGCCUCAAUGGUAAGGUGCGCGCCUGGCGCAACCUCAUCACGAAUCGAGAGACUUUCAGCCAGCCUCGCAUCUGUCGUGGCGCCAUCCUGGCUGACGACAUGGGUCUUGGCAAGACAAUUUCUACCCUUGCUCUGAUCGCACAUACUCGGAGGGAUGCGAGGCUGUUCGGCGCUAUGAAAGUUGAGCGUGAUCCUCAGGCCGAGCUUGAUCAGGCGAUGCGACUGGCAAAUAUCUCGACAGAAGCAGCAUCUCGCGAGGCCGAGAGACGCAACGGCGUCGGCAAGGUCAAUGGCCGUUCCAAGCGUCGGCUCAGCGAAUCUGACGACGACUUUGCGGACGACGACGUGGAGCCUGACGAGGACGACGAUGACAAAGCGACUAUGUCGCUCGCCGUUCACGGUGCUCCACCGGCUGCACCAACAGCGUCUGCAAAGAGCAAAGGGAAGAAGCCGCAAAAGGACAAGGUUGAUCCCGAGGUCGCUCGCCGCCAAAACCUCGAGUGUCGCAGUCGCGCAACCUUGAUCGUCUGCCCUUUGUCCGUCGUGUCGAAUUGGGAAGAGCAGAUCAGGGAGCAUUGGUCUAGGAAAAAGCGACCCAAAGUUUACAUUUAUCACGGUCCCUCGCGGUCUACCAGCAUUCGGUGGAUCGCGGAUCACGAUAUUGUCCUGACGACUUACUCGACGCUCGGCUCCGAGUUCUCGAACCAGUCGACAUGGAUCACCGAGGGCGAAAACAAGAAGCGUAAUGGCAAGAAGGAUGGAUCGCCCGACUCUGACUCCGGACGGGAUGAUGACGACGAUGACGAUGACGAAAUCUUCAUGGUCAAUCAGAAUGGCAUUCCUAUCGAGACCGAAGCCAGCGUCGCCGGUCCGCAAAAGAAGGGCAAGAAGCCGAAGAGGAAACCCGGCAAAGAAGCACUCAAUCCUUUGCAGCGCAUCGACUGGUUCCGCAUCGUGCUCGACGAGGCUCAUCAGAUCAAGGGAGCGGGUACCUGGCAAUCUCGAGCUGCUUGUAACCUGACGGCGCAGCGCCGCAUCUGUCUCACGGGCACACCCAUCCAAAACACCAUCAACGACCUGUACGCUCUCGUCAAGUUUCUCCGCCUAGAGCCUUUCACAGAUCGAGCUAUCUGGAAUGAGUUUUGCGGCCAUCGCGAGAACCUGCACCUCAGAGUGAAGAAGGAGGACGGUCCGAUCGACUCCGCCAACAUCGGGCACGUUCAGAUUCUGAUGAAGUUCUUGGCGCUGCGUCGGCAAAAGACGACCAAGACGGCAGAUGGCAAGGCACUGCUCACCCUCCCACCGAAGCUCAGCAAGACCGAGUAUCUCGACUUUGAGGAGAGGGAGAAGGCUCGCUACCAAGCUCUCCACGACAAGUACAGGGACGACUUUGAAGGCAUGAUGGCCAAUGACACGGUCAAGCACAACUACGCCACCAUCCUGCACGAGAUCCUCAACUUGCGCAUGACGUGCGAUCAUCCUUCGAUGGUCGAUGCCAGCAAGGACGCGAAGCGGAUGGGUCGAGGAGCCGAUCUGUCCGAAGCGAUCAAGCACGACGGUCUUACGCCGGAGAGGGCGGCGGUGUUGUUCAUCCUGUUCCGCGAUACCGAGAUGGCGUAUUGUUCCGAGUGCCAGGCAGAUCUCUCGAGUAGCAUCGAAGCGGAUGCGGGUGGAAACGAUGCUCAGGAGCUCGCUGAUGCGCUCGAUGAUGCGGCUGCUGAUUCGCGCAAUGGGAACGGAUCGCGCAAGAGGACCAAGAUCGAGCCUGGGAUGGGAGCGGUGUCGGCGGGCACGUCGAGCAAUGGAAUCGUGACGCCGGCGGGAGGCGGGGCGGUGCGACCUGUGGUGACUCGAUGCCAGCACAUUUUCUGUUCGGCCUGCUUCCGUCGCACUAUCGGCUAUCCUUGGCCAGACGUCACUUCGGAGGAUAUCGGGCAUUGUCCAGCGUGCAAUGACGCGUUGCAGCUCGCGCUCGACGCGGUCGAGUUGGACGCUUCCGACUUUGUCGGCCUCAACGACGAUCAGGCGGAACGCAUGGCCGACGGUGACAGCGAUUUCAUCGAUGACGAGGUUGCGGACGAGAGGCGGUUGAAGCAGCUCAAAGGGGAAGAUUCGGACAAGGACGAGCUGGUGGAUGACUUUGAUUGGGGGAGUGGCGACGACGAUAAGAAACCGCAAUUGAGUCGACCCAAGGCUCCGCGCAAGAAUGGCAGGUCGACGGGGAGCAGCUCGAGCCGACCUCGUGGUGAUGUACCGCUGGAUGGGAGGAAGGACCUUUCGACCAAGAUCCGAGCUCUUAUUGCUGAUCUGUUGCCGUUCUCGAAGUGCAAUCCGCAUUCGAGUUUGUUCGACCCGCUUGCGCCGAGGCUGGUGCACAUCGAUCCGUCGACGUCGGAGGAUGCAGAGGUGCGCAAGGUGGAGGAACCUGUGGUGGUGAUUCAACGCCCGCCGCCGGCAGUGACUUCGAGCGGGUUGCUGGGAAAGCUGGACCAGUCGCUGGAUGCGAUCGACUUGUACGAUCCGGUCAAGAGCGUCGUUUUCUCGCAGUGGACCAAGAUGCUGGAUCGGAUCCAAAAGUCGCUCAACCUCACUGGGAUUCGAUACACCCGGUUGGACGGUACGAUGAGGCGGCCAGACCGGACCGCUGCGUUGGAGGCGUUCAAACGCGAUCCGAGCAUCGAGGUGCUGCUGGUGUCGCUGCGUGCAGGUGGGACGGGGUUGAACCUUGUCACUGCGUGUCGGGCGUACCUGAUGGAUCCGUAUUGGAACCCGGCGGUGGAGAAUCAGGGGCUGGAUAGGGUUCAUCGUAUGGGUCAAACGAAGCCGGUGAUCACGACAAAGUACAUUAUGCGGCACAGUAUCGAGGAGAACAUGCUCAGGCUGCAGAAGCGCAAGCUGAUGAUUGCGGAGAAGGUGGGGAGUAAGAGGCAGAUUGGAGCGAUGGGCGCAGAGGCGAGGAGGGAGGAGAGGAAUGAGGAGUUGAGAAUCUUGUUUGGGACGUCGAGUGGGGGGGUGGAGCUGUAG